Molecule: messenger RNA, 2598 nt
Organism: Dioscorea cayenensis subsp. rotundata (Guinea yam)
Lineage: Eukaryota; Viridiplantae; Streptophyta; Magnoliopsida; Dioscoreales; Dioscoreaceae
Product: pentatricopeptide repeat-containing protein At4g14820
Exons: 3
Coding region: 71-2230 (719 amino acids)
Biological process (GO): RNA modification
Molecular function (GO): RNA binding; zinc ion binding; protein binding
Source: RefSeq, a predicted model, not a curated record
CAUAAAAAUAUCCUUUCCAUCCCUCCUCUCUCACAGACAUUCUCUCAAGCAGGUGAAGGGCGGGAAGGGUAUGGAAACCCUUACCCUAAAUCCCAUUUCAAUUCCUCCCAUCAUCCCUUCUCAUCUCCUCUCCAGCGCCACCACCAUCCCCCAAUUGAAGCAAAUCCAUGCCCGCAUCCUACGCUCCGGCCUCGACCUCACCCCCUCCUUGCUCUCUCGACUCCUCUCCCUCCCCCUCAACCCCGCUGCUGCCCCAUCUCUCGACUAUGCCCUCUCCGUCCUCCUUCGCACGCCCCAUCCUCCCUCCCGCCUCCGCUGCCGCGCCUUCCGUCUCCUCGGCCCCCGCCGUGCCAUCGCAGCUUAUGCGCGCUUGCGCCAGGACGGCGUCGACUUCGACCGCUUCGAUUUUCCCCCUCUACUGCGAGCUGCGGCUCGGGCCGGGGAAGGGGAGGGCGGGGAAGCAGUCGUGAGGGAGACCCAUGGGUUUGUUUUGAAGACGGGGUUCGUCGCUGACCCUUUCGUGCUCACUGCGCUUGUGCGCGGCUACGCUGCGCGCGGGUGCGUCUCGGAUGCACGCGCGGUGUUCGACCGAAUGCCUGAACGAGAUGUCGUCGCUUGGGGCGUCAUGCUUGAUGGUUGGUGUCAGAGUGGUUGUUAUAGUGAUGCCCUGCAACUGUUUGAAGAAAUGAAGAGCUCUGAUGUAGCCCCGGAUCAGGUCAUUCUGGCCACAGUUCUAUCGGCUUGUGGGCGCACCGGGAAUCUAUCAUCAGGCAAGGCUAUUCAUUCUUACAUAUUGGAGUCUGGCAUUGCCAUGGAUGCGCAUCUCCAAAGCUCUCUCAUCAAUAUGUAUUCCAAUUGUGGGUCGAUGGAUAUCGCACGAAAGUUGUUUGAUGAAAUACCCGUGAAGGACUUGGUGGCUUCAACGGCCAUGGUCUUUGGGUAUGCCAAGAUUGGCGAGAUUGAAACUGCACGAGCCAUAUUUGAUGAAAUGCCUGAGAAGGACUUGGUUUGCUGGAGUGCCAUGAUCUCGGGCUAUUCUGAGAGUGAUAAACCUGGUGAGGCUCUCAAGCUAUUCAAUGAGAUGCAGGCCUCGGGUGUGAGGCCUGAUAAAAUCACCAUGCUGAGUGUCAUCUCUGCGUGUGCACAUUUGGGUGCUAUUGAUCAAGCUAAAUGGAUACAUGUAUUCAUUGACAAGAAUAUGUUUCAUGAUGUUCUAAUGGUAAGAAAUGCACUUAUUGACAUGUACUCCAAAUGUGGGAACUUGGCUAGUGCUUGGAGAGUCUUUGAGGGGACACCUCAGAAGAAUGUGAUUACUUGGACUAGCAUGAUCACAGGGUUGGCGAUGCAUGGAGAUGGGACGUCGGCUCUUGCACUCUUUGAGCGGAUGAAAGCCGAAGGUGUGGAACCGAAUGGAGUAACACUUGUUGGAUUGCUCUAUGCUUGUAGUCAUACUGGCUUGGUUGCUGAGGGCCGUCAGGUAUUUGAGUCCAUGGUACAUGAGUAUAAGGUGGAACCCAAGCUUGAACACUAUGGCUGCAUGGUUGAUCUUCUUUGUCGUGCAAAACUACUUCGUGAAGCAUUUGAGCUUAUAGAAUCAAUGCCUUUCCACCCAAAUGUAAUUAUAUGGGGGUCACUUUUGGGAGGGUGUAGGGUUCAUAUGGAUGUCGAACUUGGUGAAAUUGCAGCAAAGAGAAUUUUGGAGCUGGACCCUGAUCAUGAUGGAGCUUAUGUGCUGCUAUCUAACAUUUAUGCUAAGGCUAAUAAGUGGGAUGAAGUCGGGAGAGUGAGGAGGUUGAUGAAAAGCAGAGGUGUUUCCAAGGAAAAAGGAUGUAGUUGGAUUGAAAUAAAUGGUAAUGUACACGAGUUUUUGAUGGGUGAUGAGUCUCAUCCAAAAUCUAAGGAGAUUUAUGGGAAACUGGAGGAGAUUAUCCAGGAAUUGGUGCUAGUCGGUUACUCUCCAGACACAGGUAGUGUGUUGGUUGAUUUGGAGGAGGAAGAGAAGAAGGAAGCUGUUCUCUUGCACAGUGAAAAGUUAGCCCUUUCUUUUGGGCUCAUCAACUCAACAAGGGGUUCAUGCAUUCGCAUAGCAAAGAAUCUUAGGGUUUGUGAAGAUUGUCAUUCCUUCAUGGAAUUCGUUUCCAAGGUUUUUGACAUAGAGAUUGUUUUGAGAGAUAGAACCCGUUUUCACCAUUACAAGAAUGGGGUUUGCUCAUGCAAAGGCUUUUGGUAAAUAAUUUUUCGGGACACCAUGCAUAUAAUGAUUAUCAUUUCAUUGAUUGUUCUGUCAAAUGAACGUCAAAUUGGCUUUGCGGCGAAGCUCUUUGGAAUCUGAUUCAAGUUGCCGGUACCAUGCUCCUUACAAUUAUCUCUUGCUACACUUGACACUGCUUAAUUCAACCUGAAGGCUUUCUCUGACAUCCAUCCAGGUUUUGAAAGCAUGUUUGACAUGUUCCUUUGUCUUUAAAGGGGCUUUGAAUAUUGCCUAUAAUUGCAUCUGGUAUUGCUUGCUUGAUUCCAGUAAAGUUGUUCCUUUGUCUUUAAAAGUAAAAAAUGUCUGUCUUGGAUCAAUAAAAUAAGAGUGGAGAAUCAUUUUUUAGU